ACGCCCCCCACUAAUUCUCGCGUCUUUCUCAAUUUCUUAUGCCAAUCACUCCGUCCAUAAUUGAUCUCCAUUUCUUUUCUUUUUUUUUUUUGUUCUUUCUUUUUUGUUUGGUAAAAUAUUUGUAAGGAAGAUCUACUUGCUCCACUUGACAGACAAGUCUCUCCAUUUUCUAGCUUCUAUUCUCUCUCCGUCUCCUUUUCUCUGCUCUCCGUUGCUGAACCAGAAGCAGAGAGCAUAUCACGAUGGGGUCGGUCUCACUUAAGAUUGGGGAUGGAACUGCCAGAUUCAGUAGGGCAACAAUCUGCUCAUCGGCCUUGAACAUUUUAAUGCUCUUCUCCGUCGUCAUCACAAAUCUCUUUGCCCUCUACGCCUUCACUUCCUCCCCAAAUCCAAAGCCCCACCUACUUCACCCUGUCCACAAGAACAUCUCACUAAUCUCGGAGCAAGUCUCUUUGAUCCUCAAGGAGAUCGAUUCUUCUCAAAGAAAGCUUGCCCAGAUGGAGAAAGAGCUCUUGGGUUACGAAACUGUCGAUCUUUCAAGACCCAACAUUGCCACCGAGCUCAAAUUGUUUCUACAGAACCAUCAGCUUCCUCUGGGUAAAGAUUCUCGGACUGGGAUCACUGAAAUGGUGGCCUCUGUGGGUCAUUCUUGCGAGAAAUCUGCUGAUUUAUUAUCCCAGUACAUGAGCUACAAGGUCUUCGGCCCUUGUCCUGAUGAUUGGAGCCUCUCCCAGAAGCUAAUACUUCGCGGAUGCGAGCCUUUGCCUCGAAGAAGGUGCUUUGCUAAAACCCUUCGUAAGGUGGGUCUCUCUCCUUUUCCUCUUUCUCUUUGGAAACCUGUUAGCGAUAAGAUUGUUACUUGGAGUGGUCUGGGAUGCAAGAGUUUCGAAUGUUUGAAAAAUAAGAAAUUGAAUGGGGACUGUGUUGGUUGCUUUGAUUUGGUUGAUGGGUAUGAAAACCAGAGAUUUGUUAAAGCCAAAGGGAAGAAUGAUUUUCUAAUAGACGAUGUGUUAUCUUUGGGUGGUGGCAAAAUUAGAAUUGGGUUUGAUAUUGGAGGUGGGUCUGGGACUUUUGCAGCUAGAAUGGCCGAAAAGACUGUCACUGUAAUUACCAACACCUUAAAUGUGGACGCACCAUUUAGUGAAUUCAUAGCUGCAAGAGGCCUUUUCCCUUUGUUUUUUAGUCUAGAUCAUAGAUUCCCUUUCUAUGAUAAUGUAUUUGAUCUUGUACACGCAUCAAGUGGAUUGGAUGUCGGGGGCAAGCCAGAAAAGUUGGAGUUCUUGAUGUUUGAUGUCGACCGGAUUCUAAGAGCUGGUGGCUUGCUUUGGUUGGAUAAUUUCUACUGUGCUAAUGAUGAGAAGAAGAGAGUUUUGACUCGUUUGCUUGAGAAGUUUGGUUACAGGAAGCUGAAAUGGGUUGUUGGUGAAAAGGCAGAUGCUGCUGGAUCAGCCAAAUCUCAAGUUUAUCUGUCUGCUGUUUUGCAGAAGCCAGUGAGAGUGUGAGGAUGAGGAGGCCAAGUUUUGAUAAAUACUGCAGGAGGUAAGAAAACUUCUAGUUUCUAGUUGGCCUCAAAACAUCCCCAUCAUAUUUAUUUCAAUAUGGAAUAAGUUCAUUAAAUUGUUUAUGCUACCUGCUGCAAACUGGCAGUGGAAUAUAUAAUCCAUCUAUGUGAUUUGAGGGCUUUUCUUUUUUGUUUUAUAAUGCUGUAUUCUAGGCUAGAGAAUUUCUACUUAUUCAAACAAUCAACUGUUAGGAAAGAAAAAUUCCAGAGUUCAUUUUUGAAA
This is a messenger RNA of Carica papaya (papaya), 1784 nucleotides long. RefSeq names its product putative methyltransferase At1g29790. Gene Ontology annotation, molecular function: methyltransferase activity. NCBI's taxonomy places the organism in Eukaryota, Viridiplantae, Streptophyta, Magnoliopsida, Brassicales, Caricaceae. The record is from RefSeq and is a predicted model, not a curated record.